AAGGUCAUUUGAAUUACGCCUGGCUGUGAGCUUCCCCGGUUACAAGAAUGAUAUGAAAUACUCAGACAAUAAACGGAUAAUGACAGCGGGGUCAGAGUCGACACGUCUUAUCAGGUCGUUUUUGGUGGGAGCAGCAGCAGGAGGUGGCUGUGGGAUUUGAAACCCAGUGAGUGCGUCCGUCCGUCCGCCUGCCUGUGUGCGUUUCUCUGAGCUUCUGUCAAGCCAAGCUAGCGGCGGCGGAGAGAGGAGAGAGGUUGGGGGGGCGACCAGGCUGGCUUGUAAGCCGAUCAAGGUGGAAUCUCACGCAGCGAGUUUCACGUUUGGGGAUUUCUGCGCACCUAUAUGCUGUGACGGCGUGAAAGAGGGGACAAGGAUGAUGCGUCUUGCAUGUUGCACAGUUCUGCUGUUUGUGUUGAGGCUGUUGGCGGGCCUGCCGUGGUACCAGGUUCUACCGGGCGUCCUGAUCUUCUACCUCGGGAGUGGAGGAUGGAGCUUCCUGGAGAUUUUUGCCAGAACGAUUGGCAGGGACUUACACGCAGCAUAUGUCUUGUUGCGGGUGAAGAUGAAUGUCCGGCGUCACGUCAGAGAGAAGAACACUGUACCUAACAUUUUUGCGGAGACGGUGGCGCGUCACGGAAACAAAACAGCGCUCAUCUUUGAGGGGACCGGAGAGAGGUGGACCUUCCUACAGCUGGACGAAUACUCCAACAGAGUGGCCAACUUCCUGCUGGACCGUGGUUUCAAGGAGGGUGAUGUGGUGGCCCUGUUCAUGGAGAACCGGUCCCAGUACGUGGGCCUCUGGUUGGGCAUGGCCAAAAUUGGAGUAGAAGCUGCUCUCAUUAACUUCAAUCUGAGACUGGAGGCUUUGGUCCACUGUGUCACCAUCUCCAACUCCAAGGCUGUGAUCUUCGGUUCGGAGCUAACUGACGCGGUCUCAGAGGUCCACAGCUCAAUGGGGAARGCGGUGCAGAUGUUCUGCUCUGGGGACUGGGACCCCAAACGGGUCCCACAGGGGACCGAGUGCCUCGAACCCCUGCUGGACGGCGCCUCAUCUCGCCAGCCUCGCCUGCCUCGCCCGCUGCAGCGCUGCUUCACAGAUCGCCUGUUCUAUAUCUACACAUCAGGAACCACAGGGAUGCCUAAAGCUGCUAUUGUUGUGCACAGCAGGUACUACCGCAUGGCAGCUCUGGUAUAUUAUGGCUUUAGGAUGACAUCAGACGACAUACUGUAUGACUGCCUCCCACUCUAUCACUCUGCAGGAAACAUUGUGGGAGUGGGUCAGUGCAUAAUCCACGGAAUGACCGUGGUGAUCAGGAAGAAGUUCUCUGCCUCGCGCUUCUGGGAUGACUGUAUCAAAUAUAACUGCACUAUUGUGCAGUACAUCGGAGAGAUCUGUCGGUAUCUACUGAACCAGCCGAUUCGCGACACCGAGCGWCAGCAUCGCGUGCGCAUGGCGCUGGGCAAUGGCCUGCGCCAGUCCAUAUGGGAGGAGUUCAUGAACCGCUUCAACAUCCCGCAGAUAGCUGAGUUUUACGGAGCCACGGAGUGCAACUGCAGCUUGGGCAACUUCGACAACAAGGUCGGAGCGUGUGGCUUUAACAGUCAGAUUUUGCCCUUCAUCUACCCCAUCAGACUGGUGAGGGUUGAUGAAGAGACCAUGGAGCUGAUCAGAGGACAUGACGGAGUUUGCAUCCCCUGUAAACCUGGUGAGCCYGGCCAGCUUGUUGGCAGAAUCAUCCAGAAUGACCCUCUCCGCAGGUUUGACGGCUACGUGAACCAAUCCGCGACGAACAAGAAGAUCGCUCACAGCGUUUUCAAGAAGGGAGACAGCGCCUACCUUUCAGGUGACGUGCUGAUCAUGGAUCGGUACGGCCACAUGUACUUCAAGGACCGAACAGGAGAUACUUUCCGGUGGAAAGGAGAAAAUGUCUCGACCACGGAGGUGGAAGGAACUCUAAGCAGGCUGCUAGACAUGAAAGACGUCGUGGUUUAUGGAGUAGAAGUACCAGGAGCAGAAGGAAAAGCCGGGAUGGCGGCCAUCGCUGAUCCGUCUCAAUCCGCUGACCUGGAGAGGUUUGUGAAGGACAUGGAGAAGGUUCUCCCUCCGUACGCUAGACCUGUCUUUCUCCGCUUCCUCCCAGAAGUCGACAAAACGGGAACAUUCAAAUUUCAGAAGACGGAUUUGCGUCGGGAAGGCUUUAACCCCACUGCGGUGUCCGACAGACUGUUCUUCCUGGACACCAGCAGAGGGCGCUACGUGCCGCUGGAUGAAGAACUGUACCGCUCCAUUCUGUCAGGGAAACACAAAUUAUGACCAGGCUGACCACUACAUCCACACAUACACACUGACAUGCACACGUGUAAAAAAUAUAAAAAAAGAUAAAAAAAAUUCAAAUCUGAAACGAGGACGACCGUGCGUGCCCAGGUUAGCAGAACGAGUUUGACUCCCCCUCCCUCUCCAAUAUAAAAAUGUAUUAUCAUUCAAAGGCCAGUGCGCACACACGUUUUACUCCCAAACCUGCUUUGACCUUUAAAAUCCAUAACAAUAACUCUGCACGCUGCUCCAUUCAUUCAUCGUGGCUGAAAUCUCCCCAGCAUCCCCUCGUGCUACUUCAGCAGACCCCCCCAAAAAAACAAAAAUUAAAAUGAGGCACAAACUGUUGAUUCACAGCCCUGUAAUCGUUAAUCUACCCAGAUGUUUUCCUGGGCAAAAAGGGACGAGGAACUUAACGGAUACUAAAGUGAAACAAAGAAUCCUUUCUUCACCUUAAAGUGAAACGUCAGAGGAGUUAUCUCAGUUUUCGUUUUAAUGUUGAUGAGAUUAAUGUGUUUAAAAGAUGGCACUUCUACUCUCGACUUAACCUGCACAAGCUAGCCAGACGUGACAAACCUGGACCCCCUCCUCCGCCUUUGGUCUCUGAAGCCUCCCCGUUGAGAGGGACCAACGUGAAAGAUGUGAUCAGAGCAGCGAGCUUCCAUGUUAAAUUAGAUGAGCGGUCGGAGCUUUAACGUGCAAUACAGCUCGAGCUUUUACAGUGCGAUAUCCUGCUGCAGAAGCAAGAGAACUGAAGUUAUUUGUUUUAUUAUUAUUUAAAAAAAAGUCUGCAACACACCAAAUAUAUAUUUUUUACAUUGUA
Austrofundulus limnaeus is the source of this 3137-nucleotide messenger RNA. It is a transcript of the gene slc27a4, whose product is annotated as solute carrier family 27 member 4. Gene Ontology annotation, biological process: long-chain fatty acid import into cell; medium-chain fatty acid transport; long-chain fatty acid metabolic process. The coding region runs from base 374 to 2314 and encodes 646 amino acids. Gene Ontology annotation, cellular component: plasma membrane; endoplasmic reticulum membrane. Gene Ontology annotation, molecular function: long-chain fatty acid transmembrane transporter activity; oleoyl-CoA ligase activity. Lineage: Eukaryota; Metazoa; Chordata; Actinopteri; Cyprinodontiformes; Rivulidae. The transcript is spliced from 14 exons. The record is from RefSeq and is a predicted model, not a curated record.